AUGCCAUCCCGCAGGUGUAUAUUCACGCUGGACCUCAAAUUCCCUCCCACGCUCGUCAACUUCAUCAUCCAGCAGUGCGGUGGGAUCGUGUACCAGUGGUUUACAGAGGAGCUGGCCCGGAUAUAUGAUGACCCCUCCAGCACCAAGGGAAAGGCGUUUCGCCAGGCUCUCCACGACGAGCCCCUUUACAAUCACGUCCGGGCAGUCAUGGAGAAAUAUCGGGCAGCCCGGGCAGCUGAACAGCAGCAACUGGAGGCCGAGCAGCAGAGAAAGCACCAGGAGCUGGUGGGCGGUCAGCAAAACGGGCAGGCAGUUGGGGAAAGGAUUCUUCUAGACAGCAAAGAAGAGGACAAGUCGUUUAGAGAUCUAGGGGCAGAGGUAGAGGCGAAAAUCGAGUCGCUAGUGGCAUCAGUGUCUAGAAGAGCGAGCAGCAAUGGCAGCAUUGAUGGGGAUGGGGUAGAGAUAGUGGAGGCUGGAGCAUGGGGGGGUGCGGAGGCAAGACCAGGGGUAAAGGGCAUGGGGGUUGAGGAGGCGAGCGGGAAAUCAGGAUUGCACAUGGAAGACAGCAGCAAUGAGGGUGGGUUUGUGACUGAGGGGGGAGCAGGAGAUGUAACAGGAGGAGCAGCAGGGGGAGCAGGAGAUGUAGGAGGAGGAGCAGCAGGGGGAGCAGGAGGAGGAGCAGGAGGAGCAGGGAAAGUGGGGGCGGAGGCAGGGGUUGGAAUAAGCAGAGCUGCAGUGACUUCUCUGCUGCACAGAGGGCCUGUUCCUGAUUCGCCGCAACUUAACGGCAUUGUACAGAAGGUUACUGUAGAGAAAGGUGCUACAGGGCUGCAUACAAAGCACCCGCAGAAUGGCCGGUAUGGGCUGAGAGCAUCAGAGAGUCCCGGUACCGGUAACAAUGGGUACACGCUGAGUGCGAGCGACCACCGUCUCUUCCAAGCCGUUGAUACGCUGGACCGGGCGAUCGCAGCCCUCCGCUUGCUGCAUCCUGCAUCCGUGCCAGCAACACCAGCAGCGGCUGCAGCAGCAGUUGGUGCUGGUGGUGGGGCAGCUGGUGGCAUGUACAGCCCAGAAAGCAGAGGAAGAGGAGCAACUGCAGCAGCAGGCACAGCAGCAGGCUCGAGAGCGAAAGGGGCGGUGGCAGGAGAGAGAAGGGGCAGCUCAGCAGCAGAAUUAGUUUUAAGCGAUGGUUUUGCUGCAGAGCAGCACGCAAGGAGCAGCGAAGCAGGUGGAAAGGGUAGGGCAGACGGCGGGGUAAACACCCCGAAUGGGGAUGGUGAUCGUUUGCCCCAGAAGCACCAGAAGCUGGCGCAGCGGGAGUCGCACAAGAGUGGAUGGGGAAGGCUGCGGAAAGCUUUGACAAUGCUACAGAAGACAGGCUGA
Messenger RNA from Closterium sp. Yama58-4, 1383 nucleotides. The record is from the annotation of a GenBank genome assembly. Lineage: Eukaryota; Viridiplantae; Streptophyta; Zygnematophyceae; Desmidiales; Closteriaceae.